UUAAAAAACUUCAUCAAAACGUCAAAAUCCUUGACAUUCAUAACAAAAUCCAAACAGUCUCAAAUUCGAAGUCAAAUAUUUUCACCCAGAAAAAUGAGUCAAGAACAAAAAUCUCCUUGUAUUUUUUGUAAUAUUGUAAAUAAGUUGGAAGACACGGAAAUUUUAUAUGAAGAUGACUUUGUUUGUGUGUUUCGAGAUAUUAAACCGGCCAGCAAAUUUCAUAUUUUGACUGUUCCUAAGCGGCACAUUGAAGAUGCCAGAGCAUUAACUCCUAACGAUUUUGAAUUGGUGCAAAAAAUGCUAACUGUAGCUAAAGAAAUGCUCACACAAAAUAACUAUUCCAUUGAUGAUGCCAGAUUUGGUUACCACUGGCCACCAUUUAGAAGUGUAAAACAUUUACAUUUACAUGCAAUAGCUCCAGAAAGUGAAAUGGGAUUCUUGGCUCGGAUGAUAUUUAAAAAGGACUCAUAUUGGUUUGUGUCUCCUGACUAUGUUGCUUCAAGACUGUGAAAAGCUUAUAGCACAAUAUGUGUACCAAUUUAGUAGAAUUUUUCUUGGUGGUGUGUACAUUAGUGGGUAUCGUAGUUUGAAAUACAGUUGAACCCAUUUAAGUGAGUAUUAUAUUUUUUUUUGUGUAUUAACUUGUGAAUACAAUUUUGCAUAGCUAUUAGAAUUCACAAUUUAAUACAUCAAAAAACCAAAGCAAUAUUACAUGAGAAUAUGUCAUUAGAUUUAAUGUGUGAAUAAAUGUCAAUGUGACUUACUCUCAAAAUGAUAAGUAGCUAAGACCAUUUCAUGGUCAUUAGUUAAUAAUAAAAAUAGCACUAUACUAAUAUGACCUGGAUUCCAAAACCUGGGAAUCAAUGACAGACUUUCUUUGUUACAUAUAUUGGAUAGAAAACUGUUCACCUCAUGGUACAAGCUUUGGAAACUUAGCAGAUUGGUCCGGUACUUAAUCUAUUAUCUAUGUAUUACUGUUCAUUCCUUGGGCCUCCUUCAAAUCCCACCAUCUCUGUACUGUGCCUUCCACGGUUUCCUGGUCUAUCCGCCUUCUCACAUAUAUAGGUUCAAUUGUAUUAUAUUUUUGUUAAUAAGAUUACUGUGGUAUUAAUUAAUUUUAAAUGGUAAUGUAUUAAAUAUGAUUUUUUGGAAGUACUAGAAGAUGUUCGGUACAGAAAAUUUGUUUCAAUUAGCUACACAUCAUAAGCUCAAAUCUUAAUGUUAUUAAAGGUACCACUUUAAGCUUUAUUUUUGUACCAAACUACUGUUUUAUGACCCUUGUGUACUUUUUUAUAUGUGAAAUGUUCUGAACAACGUUCUUUGGUGUGUAUAGAUGUGCAGUGUGUGUUUUUAGGAAUGAUUAUUUCUUGUAAGAUUAUAUAUUUCCAUUACAUGGUUCCUAUUAUUUUAAUAGUUAUGUUAGCAAUUAUUUAAUAAAGUGUUAUUGUGUUA
Molecule: messenger RNA, 1452 nt
Organism: Pieris napi
Lineage: Eukaryota; Metazoa; Arthropoda; Insecta; Lepidoptera; Pieridae
Product: adenosine 5'-monophosphoramidase HINT3-like
Exons: 3
Coding region: 94-510 (138 amino acids)
Molecular function (GO): catalytic activity
Source: RefSeq, a predicted model, not a curated record